Cataglyphis hispanica is the source of this 3176-nucleotide messenger RNA. RefSeq lists its product as uncharacterized. Bases 380 to 2575 code for a protein of 731 amino acids. The record is from RefSeq and is a predicted model, not a curated record. NCBI's taxonomy places the organism in Eukaryota, Metazoa, Arthropoda, Insecta, Hymenoptera, Formicidae. Gene Ontology annotation, biological process: regulation of DNA-templated transcription. Gene Ontology annotation, molecular function: RNA polymerase II cis-regulatory region sequence-specific DNA binding; DNA-binding transcription factor activity, RNA polymerase II-specific. The transcript has 3 exons.
UUUCGUCGAUGGCCACCACCGUCAAAAUUAAUUUCGCGAUAUUUGCCGCUAUUUUUCGCCGUCGUACAGCGAUCUCGCGUUUGACAGAUCGCACGUCAUGUGUUGCCGGAUAAACAUAGAAGCACGAUUAUCAUUCCUUUAAAAGGACGGUAUAAAUGUUCGAUUCGACGUACCGUGUAUAUCUGUGUAUCAUCGACAAAAAAUUGGUUCUCCGGAAAAAAAAAGAAACGUGCACCACCGUGUACAUACGGAGGAUUGCACAAGCAACGCCGACAAUUAUUUUAUAUUAAGAUUCCAAAUCAUGUCAUCGAUUGUAAAUCAGUCGUAGCGAGUCGCUCGCCCACUUUCUCUCUUGAGACUCUAUAUUGCACGCAUUGACAUGGUGAAGAUGGCAUAUGCACCACUACCUAAGCUUAUACCCAUUAAUGCGUCCAACAUGUGUCCGAACAACAUGACGAAAGUCUCUUUAUGCGAAGUGUUGCAAUCAGAUCCAGUAAAACGUCUUUUUAAUCAACCAAACAUUAUUAUUAAGACAAUUCCUCUAAAUUCAGUGGCUGAGCUUGACAAGAAUAUAUUUGAUAAUAAGAGAAAUGGCAUGAACGCAAUGACACUGAAACCACCUGCAAUAUCAAUAGUUCCUGUGAGGAUACCUGAUGAAGAAAAAGAAGAUGCUAAUCUUCUGCCUUCAAAAAUAGAGGACAAGAAAUCGGAAAUUGCUUUGCUGCCUGUUAAAAAAAAAUUAUGUGGUCACUAUGAACCGUGCGAGAACAUUAUUUGCGAUGUAAUAGUGCAGCAGUACGUAGAUGAUGACAGAGUAUCACCUAUGUUAGCAGUGAAUAUAGAAGAGGAAGAAAUAAACGCGCCAGUCGGAAAGCACUGCAAAAACGAAUAUUGCGACGCGUUGAGUAUCGAUCAUAAUCGUUGUCGUCGAGCGUCAAUAAAGUUACAUAGAUGCGAUAAAUCUCGUGCAUGUGAUAUUUGUGGGAUAACGUUGGAAGGACGAAAAUCUCGGAUAUAUCACAGGAAUUGCACAAGGAAGGACGAGUACAGACACAACAAUAUAGAUAGAGUGCAUUUGUUAAAGGAAAGGAUGCGCGAACGUGAACUGCAAAUUUUAGAAAUUACGAAAAUGAAGAGAAACGAUUACUCGGACCCCGCAAAAGCGAUGGAGAUUUUGCGGAAGAAUGAGGAGAUAAUAAUCAUUCCAAAAACAACGCCUAGUCAACAACCGAUCAUUACCAUAACUUCAAUACCCACCACUCAAUCGAUUGGGACUAAUGCAUCUAAUGCUCAACCUAUCAAAAUUAAUUCACAAGGAAAUAACUUUGCGAAUAUUCUUGGAAGUGUGCCCCUCACGAUUUCACCGCAAAACACAUCGUGUCCGAUAGAAAGCAAAACGCAAUCGAUAAAUCAAGUUGGAUUUUCAAAUUUGCAACAAUCGUACGUGACAUCUACAUCAACACCUAUUUCUGUUCCUGUCUCUUCUGUUCCUGUUGCUACUUCUGUUCCAGCUUCAUCUUCGCAGAAUCAAUACGUUCAUAUGGCAACGUGUUUGUCUCAAACUACUAAUAUUCAAUCUUUGUCGAUAAACAAUUGGGUCGUGUCACCGUCGCACAUUUUGACCACCCCGAUUCAGGCUAAACCGUUUUCGAUGCCGAUACGCGUGGUGCCUAUAACUAACUUGAUAACUGCGCCAUCAUUGCUACAUCGGACACAGGGUAUUCCCAAAUUCUGCAUCAUGGCGGAAAAUGUAACACCAGUGACUAUACCAAAUCCAUCUUCGCUUCAGCCCGCUGCUAUAGUUACUGCUAAUGCCGUUAACACUUCUACAACUACUUCUGUUACUUCGAACACUAUUACUACAACACAACAAAAAGACACUUCGAAAGUUCCGAUACAGCACUAUUCGAUACAAAAGUUGCAAGGAGAAAAGAUCUUGAAAAGGAAGAAGACCUUUUUUUGCGAUUACUGCUCGAAACAUUUCAGCACGGACUGGUAUUUUAAAAUGCAUAUCGCGAAGCAUAAAGGUGUAAAACUCUUCUUCUGCAAUCUUUGUGACGAAUCUUUUAGUAAUAAGUACGAUAUGAAGAAACAUAUGACUAAACAACACAGUAGUCAAAAGGAUAUGUUUACGACUCAUCAGUCAAAGGAAUUUUCUUGCAAUAAAUGUGAUUAUGUUUGUAAAUCGUUAAUUUUCUUCAAAAAUCAUAUUAAAACACAUGCAACAUUGAAUUCUGAUAAAGUAAAUAUCAAAGUGAGGAAACAGAAAUUAAAAUCCUCUGAAGAAAAAGUAAACCACACAACAUCAGUACAUGAUUCAAAUAGAAAGGACAUGAAGGAAUUAAGCCUAGAUGAGAAAGAUAUAUCUAGUAAUUUGAAGAAUAAAGUUUCUGUUGAAACGACACAAGACAAUGUCAAGAAUUUCCAAAAUAUAGUCGUCAAAAACGAUGAUGACAUAGAUUUAAAGACGAUUAAUGAGAACGAUAGUGCGAAGUUGAAUGGAUUUACAUUCGUUUCCAUAGAAAAAAGUCUUCAUCCCAAGAAUUCCAAGCCAGAAUCUAUUAUCACGUCGUGAUAAAAAAUUCGUGCAAUAUAUUUUAUUUAUAAAAAAUACAAGCUAGACGAUUAUUUUUCGAAGUUUGAUACCAAAAAGCUUGGAAAAAUAGAAAUAUAUGUGGAAAAGAGUAUUGGAGAAAGUAUCCUAUUGAUAACCAAAAAGCGUUAAAUGUAAAUGUUGAUAUGUGUUUUGUACAAUGCGUGAGCAAGAUAUACUUAUAUUAGAAUUAAUAUUGUACUCUUUGCAAAAGAGUAUGCAAGAGUACUGACAGUGUUCUUCAUGAUAGUUGCAUAGCUUAAUGAUGUGGAAUAUUGUGAUAUGAAUUUCUUUCAAUGCAAAGGAUUCUUAUUUACUUGCAAUCGCACUUUAAACUGUCGUGUAAAUAAAAACCGCGACGAAUAAAAACUGCCCAUUUUCUUUUCCGCAUAAAAGAAAACGUUUAUAGGGAGAGUAAUAUUUGAAAUUUUAUUUAUUUAUACAUGAUAAUUUAACAAAAUGGUUUAGUAAAAUUUUUAAUAUCUCGAUUGUCAUAGCCAUUAGUUAUAUUUACGUUAGUAAUUUUUUCGUUACAUUCCUGUAUUAAGUAUAAGAUAUUAGGUAUUAGAUUAGGUAUUAGAUA